UUUUUUUUUUUAGAGUGGGAAAUUUUAAUGAAAUCUUAAGCAAGCCAAAGAAGUGUGGAUUUACAGAUUCACACAGUAGUGGUUUAUCAUUGGCCACUGCUGCACAAAGUUCUGGGAGGCUCCUGCAUUGAUAGGACGGUCACAGCAUGAACAUUUCCUCCACAUGUCUGUCAGUGCUGCUCCAGUGCAGGCAGACUUUUGUGGGGUCGGCGGUCCGCAGCCCCUCGCUCAGUGUCCGUGCAGGACAAGCGAAGCUGUCAUAUCAGCUGGGAGCCUCCGAGCUGCUGUCUGUCUGUCUGUCUGUCAGUCGGUCUGUCUGCGUGUCUGUCCGUCUGUCUGUCUCACUCGGGCAGGAGGAGGCAUGGCAGGCUGGGGGGGCUUCUUCUUCUCUCUCCUCAACUACAAGACCGAGAAAUAUGUCAUCGCCGAAAACAGGAGGAUCGGAAUAUUGUUCAGACUCUACCAGCUGGCCGUGCUGGGAUACAUAAUCGGGUGGGUGUUUGUGGUGAAGAAAGGCUACCAGGAGAGAGAAGAGGCCAUCCAGACCUCAGUCAUCACCAAGCUUAAAGGCGUCACGCUGACCAACAGCUCUGAGACGGGCCUUCACUUGUGGAGCGCUGAGGAUUACGUCAUACCUCCAAAUGGCGAGCAGGUGUUCUUCAUCGUGACAAAUUACAUAGAGACGCCCAAUCAGAGGCUGGGGUACUGUGCUGAGAGCUUCAGGGUGCCGGAUGGACGAUGUCAAAGUGAUUAUGACUGUGCGGAGGGGGAGGCUGUAAUAGCAGGCCAUGGAAUCAAGACGGGCGUGUGUUUAAACAGCACUGGGACCUGUGAGAUCAACGCCUGGUGUCCUGUCGAGUACAGCAAGAGACCCCCAGAGCCCUUACUGAGCGAAGCCGAGAACUUCACCAUCUACAUAAAGAAUUUUGUCAGGUUUCCCAAGUUUGAAUUCUCCAAGUCCAACGUCCUUGAAACGUCAGACGACACCUACCUGAAAAGAUGCUCCUACGACAGAGAGACCCACCUGUACUGCCCCAUCUUCCGGGUUGGUGAUGUGGUACGCUGGACGGGACAUGACUUCCAGGACAUGGCUGUUAAGGGCGGGUCCAUCGGCGUCCUCAUUGAGUGGAACUGUGACCUGGAUAAGGACGCUUCGGAGUGUAAUCCGCAGUACAGCUUUACCCGUUUGGACAUGAACCAGAACAACUCGGCCACAUCGGGAUACAAUUUCAGAUUCACCAGGUAUUACAAGGAUCAAAACGGUGAAACCUAUCGCACUUUGUAUAAAGUGUAUGGGAUUCGCUUCGAUAUCAUGAUCAAUGGCCAGGCUGGAAAAUUCAAUAUCGUCCCAACCAUAAUUGCCAUCGGCUCGGGCAUUGCUCUAUGGGGAAUAGGCGCCUUUGUGUGCGACAUGAUCCUGCUGUACAUGAUGAACACGAGCUCCUACUACCGAGAGAAGAAGUUUGAAAUCAUCAACUUCAAGAAAGACCGGACCAAAUCAAAGGACGGGAAGGCAGCACACAAGGAAAGGAGAUCUAGGAAGGCAGCAGCAGGGAAAGAGGCCGCAAACUCCAAAAAGCCAGAGGAAAAUGAAGCCACUGUUGAGAGCCAGCAGCCUGCGGACAGCCGGGGCCCCACCAUACCGCGCAACACGGGACAGCGUUACUCUGCCAUUCUCUCUAACCAAGGCGCAGAGCCGAGGCAUCACAUCACUUUCUCGUCACACAAUUAAGUUUGCAAGCAGAGCAAGACGAAUCCCGGUGGUCUCGGUUCCGAUGCGAGAGGUGGAGACAAAAGGCGGACUGAUGUUCACUUCUCACCCAUUGGCACGACUACUGGCACGCCACUAGCCUGAGUGAUGCUUGGCCCCGACCGAACACAUGUCGGUCCAUGAAAUUGUUAAUAUUCUGCACUGUGCACUUGAGCCAGGACGCUGAUUUAGAAAUACGCAGAAAGGUGGUUUUCAGUGGCUGGGUCGGGUCGGGAUCCAAAUUUGGGAUGUGGGAGAUUACAUCAGGUCCAUUAAGUAAUGAUACGCAAACGCACUGUGAUGAUGCUGAUACAAUAAGCAAAGUGAUGGAAAAUGAUUUGCUAAAGACUUACUGCUUUACAAACGCAUAGAAUUAAUUGUCUUUGUUCAUGUCAUAUAAUCAAUUAGCUUUUUUGGCUGUUGAUCAGACUAAUUAAGCAUCAUUUCGAGUUGAGCAAUAUCUGAUUGGCCUAGUUCUUAUUUUUGCCAUUUUCUUGACUUAAUUUUAAUUCCAAAGAAAUAAGCCCAUUUCGAUUCACUCUUAUCACCACUGCAUUUAUUUGAAUUAAAUGGGCUCUAUGUAACAAUUUAUAGUCAUUUUAAUUUAUGAAUCCCUUUUAUAGACCAUAAGUGAGCAGAUUGGAACAUGACGUGAAAAAUUAGACUUUCCCUGUCUAUGAUAUGAAAAAGCUGUUUUCUGAUGCUAAACUGUGGAUUUCUUUGUCAACAGACAGAAUUUUGCACAACUUGAGUUCAGAAAUGGAGUCUGUUAACAUAAUGUAAUGACAGGCUUACAGCACAACACAGAAGUUCCACAGAGCCCCUUUAAAAGAGGUCGAUGCAGAGGUGAAAAGUGUUGAAUUAACUUUUGGGCACCAGAUCUUUUGAGGGAUAUAAUUCUCAGCACCACAGAAGAGACAAAGCAAGUUUUAGGCAUGACGGCUUCCACCCAUCAUCGACUAAAUUAUGAAAAUCGCAGCAAAAAUAGAAAUUGUAGCCAUUCAUGUUAUUCCAUAUUUUUUCCCCAUGGACUUCAAAUACAGGCCUGGAUUAGAUCAAAUAAACAUUGCAGUCGAAUACAAAAUAUUGUAAAACAAUUUAAUCCCCCCCCACCAUCACUUCUAAAUUCAGUGUUGGGUCAGGAGAAACAUUAUCUUGUUAGCAAGGAAUCACAGAUAAAAUGUAAAAAAAGAGACAAUAUAUAGGAAAAUGUGUGAAAGGUCUUAAUUGUGAGUAUUUCAGUUGUGCCCGUGUUGCGACAGGCACCUGAGCGUACUGUUACACUGCUGUAUGUUGAGUUGGUUGUGACAUUUAUAUCGGCAAAGCGAUGGCUCCAACACAACCAAAUGCAACCAAACCAAACCAAAAACAACACAAUGUAUUUGUGCCGCUGCGGAAUGCAGUCGUGAUGUGCUACUGUGAGUUUUUUGUGAAUGGACAAGCUCUCUGAU
Messenger RNA from Acanthopagrus latus (yellowfin seabream), 3201 nucleotides. It is a transcript of the gene p2rx5, whose product is annotated as purinergic receptor P2X, ligand-gated ion channel, 5. The transcript is spliced from 12 exons. Gene Ontology annotation, biological process: monoatomic cation transmembrane transport; response to ATP. Gene Ontology annotation, cellular component: nuclear inner membrane; plasma membrane. Gene Ontology annotation, molecular function: purinergic nucleotide receptor activity; extracellularly ATP-gated monoatomic cation channel activity. The coding region runs from base 164 to 1732 and encodes 522 amino acids. NCBI's taxonomy places the organism in Eukaryota, Metazoa, Chordata, Actinopteri, Spariformes, Sparidae. The record is from RefSeq and is a predicted model, not a curated record.